Macrosteles quadrilineatus (aster leafhopper) is the source of this 1576-nucleotide messenger RNA. RefSeq names its product acylglycerol kinase, mitochondrial-like. The transcript is spliced from 10 exons. The coding region runs from base 137 to 1459 and encodes 440 amino acids. Gene Ontology annotation, biological process: ceramide biosynthetic process; protein insertion into mitochondrial inner membrane. Gene Ontology annotation, molecular function: ceramide kinase activity; ATP-dependent diacylglycerol kinase activity; acylglycerol kinase activity. Gene Ontology annotation, cellular component: mitochondrion; TIM22 mitochondrial import inner membrane insertion complex. The record is from RefSeq and is a predicted model, not a curated record. NCBI's taxonomy places the organism in Eukaryota, Metazoa, Arthropoda, Insecta, Hemiptera, Cicadellidae.
CAUCCACUCCACUUAGGUUAAGUCUGACUUUCUCUCUUUUAUUAGUAAUUAUUGUUUUGUGAAAGAUAUGUUACGGGGCUGUUAACCAUUAACCAAGGCAGAAAUAUUUUAAUUUGAUUCCUCUAACCAUAAGAAAAUGUCCAAGUAUUUUAAAAUUGUUCGAAACAAUUGGAAAAAAUCUGUCCUAGGCUCAGUAGCAGUAGUGUAUGGGUCAAACUAUGGUUAUGAAAAAUAUCAAACAAAGCAGUUGAUGAGAGCGUUGUGUGAAGAAGCUGCAAAGUAUGGAGAGAUACCUGUACCUCCAACAUUGAAGCCUCGAAAUGUUAAAGUAAUUUUGAACCCAGCUGCAAACCGAAGGAAAGCUAAGGCCAACUAUGAGAAGUACUGUGCGCCACUUCUACAUCUUGCCGGGUACUCGGUGGACGUCAUCAUGACUGAGAGUGAAGGCGAAGCUCGAUCAUUGGCAGCUAAACUUAAAGAUACAGACAUCAUCGUGGUUGCAGGAGGGGACGGAACUUUGUCAGAGACGGUGACAGGACUGAUGAGGACGUAUGGCUCUGUGUCAGCCCCAGUGGGGGUGUUGCCGCUCGGUCGCACCAACUCUGUGGCCCUGGCACUGCUGGGGCGAGGGGUGGCGGGGGGAGACGCCAGGGACAUGGCUGCAGCAGCCAUGGCUGUUGUGCGAGGCCAAACAAAGCACAUAGACGCUGUCAGGGUAGACAUUGUUGAGGAAGCAGAGGGCGAGUCACCUCACAAGCCUGUGUACGGUCUGAGUGGGAUCAAGUGGGGAGCCUACAGAGACACGCUGAGCAGGCAAGACCAAUACUGGUACUUCGGGGUGUUGAGAGGCUAUGCGGCUGUGUUGUUCAACUCUCUCGGCUCCCAUCGGCAACCAGUGAUGGCUCACGUGACGUAUACACACGCUUGUGAUGGCUGCAACCUUUGUUACCAGACGAGGUCAGACUUGCAAGAAGUUCAGUCGAGACGAUGGUUCCAAUAUCUGGUGCCGAGCUUUACCAAGAAAACACCAGAAGCCCCCAAGAAGAACUACAAGCAGGUUGUGAACCCCCGGUGUGGCAAGGUAUCAGAGCUGGAUCUUACAUCUCUGGACAUACAUGUCACUUGUCCGUGUGUCUGUGGAAACAGUCAAGGCCUUCAAGUUAGUCUAGGCCCUGCUAGUCUAGGCUGGUGGGAAUGGGUGGAGGAAGGGUGGAGAAGAGUCAGUGGAGAUUCCGCCUCAAUCACCCCUCUGGCGGACGCUCAGCAGCUGGAGAUUAAGCCUAUGUUAGACAACUCUGCACAGAACAAUGAAGAGAAGUGGUUGAGUAUAGACAAUGAAGAGUAUGAAGUGAAACCCAUUAAAGUCACCCUUGUACCCAAAUCUGUACAAGUCUUCUUCAACGAUCCUGUUCACACGACGUACACUUUAUUGGAGAAGGCAUUGCUUGGAUGCUGUUAGAUUUCAAAGUAUAUCUUCCAAGAUGCAAAAAUAUCCUGUCAUGUGUAACUAUUUAAAAUAUUAUAAUAAGGAGAAAUAAAUUACAGAAUUACAUAAACUAUCAUGUAAGUUGAAUUU